AACCUUUGAGAACUUUCCAGAUUCUCGCCCCACUACAAAUUGCGCACCAAACUUCAUCGUCCCCGAUCAUCUUCUCUUCCAAACCCACAAGCAAAAAUCCAGAAAAUUCUCUCUCUAAAGUCUCUCUCUCUCUCUCUCUCUCUCUCUCUCUCUCUAUAGAUAUCUCUAGAUUUCCAACGAUGCCGAGCCGAAACCCAGGAGUCAUAGCCCAGGACUGGGAGCCGGUGGUCCUCCAGAAGAAGCCCAAUAAGGCCAGCGCCCUCCGCGACCCGAAGGCGGUGAACCAGGCGAUGCGGUCGGGCGCGCCGGUCCAGACCAUCAAGAAAUUCGACGGGGGCUCGAACAAGAAGGCGGCGCCGGUGGUCAGCGUGAAGAAGCUCGAGGAGGCGGCCGAGCCGGCGGCGCUGGAGCGGGUCUCGAUGGAGGUGCGACAGGCGAUACAGAAGGCGCGGCUGGAGAAGAAGAUGAGCCAGGCGGAGCUGGCGAAGCGGAUCAACGAGCGGCCUCAGGUGGUGCAGGAGUACGAGAACGGGAAGGCGGUGCCGAACCAGGCGGUGCUGGCGAAGAUGGAGAGGGUUCUGGGAGUUAAGCUCCGGGGCAAAGUUGGGAAAUAGAAAAAGUCCUGUUAGGGUUGUUUUGUGUCGUGAACAUGAUGUUGUCUGUUGUAUGGGGGCGUGUGUAUAUGGGGUCUGUUUUGGUUGGUGUCCAGAGUUAAGAACUGGGUGUGGUGAUCAAAACUAUUAGGAAUGUACAAAGAUGCAAAGGAUAUGUAGUAGGCUGAAAUCGCCAAUGGAUUUCAUGAAAUUAAUGGAAUUUGACGUUUUCGGUGGCAAAA
Pyrus x bretschneideri (Chinese white pear) is the source of this 835-nucleotide messenger RNA. RefSeq names its product multiprotein-bridging factor 1c-like. Bases 180 to 614 code for a protein of 144 amino acids. Gene Ontology annotation, cellular component: nucleus. The record is from RefSeq and is a predicted model, not a curated record. Gene Ontology annotation, molecular function: DNA binding. NCBI's taxonomy places the organism in Eukaryota, Viridiplantae, Streptophyta, Magnoliopsida, Rosales, Rosaceae. The transcript has a single exon.